Molecule: messenger RNA, 402 nt
Organism: Anopheles maculipalpis
Lineage: Eukaryota; Metazoa; Arthropoda; Insecta; Diptera; Culicidae
Exons: 2
Coding region: 1-402 (133 amino acids)
Source: RefSeq, a predicted model, not a curated record
AUGUACGACGACCUUCUACGUCUGGAGCUGUCCGGGAAGCGUGCGAACAUCAUUGGAUUUGCGGAUGAUGUGGCGUUCACCCUUAUCGGGAGGGACCCACAGGAAAUCAGCAACCAUGCUACGAGGAACCUGGAGAAGAUCGAGCGUUGGAUGGAUGCAGUGGGUCUGAAGCUGGCCCAUCAAAAGACCGGCUACAUGAUCUUCUGCACGCAUCACAACCCGCAACUAGGUCAACUACAAGCGGGUGGACACACGAUCACUUCCACGGAAUCGCUCAAGUACCUCGGCGUCGAGCUCUGCCGCAAGCAGCACUAUGGCCGGCAUUUGGAGAAGGUCUGCACCAAGGCAACGCGUAUCGCAAAUGCCUUGACCGCUCUGAUGCCGAACAAGUCAGCAGUCUGA